This is a messenger RNA of Exophiala viscosa, 2446 nucleotides long. RefSeq names its product ubiquitin thiolesterase. Lineage: Eukaryota; Fungi; Ascomycota; Eurotiomycetes; Chaetothyriales; Herpotrichiellaceae. The record is from RefSeq and is a predicted model, not a curated record. Gene Ontology annotation, biological process: protein deubiquitination. The coding region runs from base 198 to 2096 and encodes 632 amino acids. Gene Ontology annotation, cellular component: cytosol; nucleus. Gene Ontology annotation, molecular function: cysteine-type deubiquitinase activity. The transcript has a single exon.
CCUCACCAGUCACCACACCUGGGUCAGCAGCAGUCGCCAUUCAACUUCUCUUUGUCACCACAUCAGCCUGGCCUCUAGCACUUUCCACGACUGUCACCCUCCGUUAGACCUUCCCCUUCACCACUCUUCAUCUUGGCAUCACAUCCUACUAGACCAUAUGCCAGAAUACCUCGUCAAGCGUACGGAUCGCCUUCGAGAUGAACAACCCCCAGACUAGGGCAACCGAGAGCCCGUUCUUCGAAAGCCAAUUUCGAACUACAUCCUAUCCUACAGAAACCAAGGUCAUCUCAGCCCUAGCUCUUCUUGUCCUCGGCUACUAUGCCAUCACCUUCCUCGAUGCUUGGCCGUCGACCACGAAGCGAUCCAGCUACGAAUUGUUCCUCUAUCUGUUCCCGUCGCCUCUUCUCUACGCCAUGCAGUAUGUCUUGAUACGCAUCGGACGCCUCACCCGUGACGAAGCCAGGUUCAGUCGAGCCGACUUUGGAAACAUCUUUGCAAAACAGGAGGCUAUGCAGAAGAUCUUUGGACAGCCGCAGAUGCCGCUUGUGCUACGGAAGGUUAGGAGCCUUUCUGGCGUCGGCAACUACAUUUCCUUGAGCAAUGAGAUCGGCCCUCCUGGUCUGGGCAAUUGGGACAACUCUUGUUAUCAAAACAGUGUCCUUCAAGGGCUGGCUUCGAUGCCCGCGUUCUUAGAAUACAUCAAGCAUAGCCUGGAGUUGUGCGACAGGUACAGCGUCUCUGCGGAGACCCAUCGAGCCUUACUCAAUUUCCUUGAGCAGCUCGCCGACUCAAGUUGUCAAAAGACAACUCUUUGGACGCCGGGCGUGCUCAAAUCCAUGGAUAGUUGGCAGCAGCAGGACGCUCAAGAGUACUUCUCGAGGAUCAUGGAUGCUGCCGAAAAAGAGGCAAAAGCAUAUACCAAGCGAUUGAAACGUCCCUCGAAAGCCGGUCUGGAGUGUCUCAAACAUGCAAGAGCAGACAUCGAUCACAACGAUGAGGGCGGUCCUACUAAGCACCUUGGAGUUCCGAACGCAGCUCGAGUCGACAGGGAAACGGACACAACGCCAAUUCAAUUCGAGCUACCCAAUCCCAUCGACGGUAUGACAGCUCAAGCUCUGGAGUGUACAACUUGCGGGUUCACGGAAGGAAUGUCAUUGACGCAGUUCAAUUGCCUGACUUUGAAUCUGGGCCUCCGUGGCCCGACAGAGGUGGAGGAGCUAUUGGAUGAAUACACUGCUCCGGAAGAGGUUGAGGGCGUUGAAUGUGACUACUGCACGAAAGUGGCCCACGGCGAAGUUGACAAGGAGGAUGGUAACAAUCCUAUUGACCCGGAGUCUCAGCCGCAACCGAAGAAAAAGAGACCCGGUGUGCUUCGAACAAAGGCGAAACAGAUUACUAUUGGACGUCUUCCGAGGGAUCUAGUCCUCCACAUCAAUCGCAGCAUCUUCGAUGAUUUUGGAAACCAAUUAAAGAACACCGCCCCAGUCAAAGUCCCUGCAAGGUUGAAUUUCCUGAGUCGGUGGUGUGCGCCAUUGGAAGAGGACGGGGCCGCAAUCGAAGCCGUGUAUGAGCUGAAAUGUAUUGUCACGCACUAUGGUCGACAUGACAAUGGUCAUUAUGUUGCCUUGGGAAAGCGCGGAAAAGAGUGGUACUCUUUCAACGACGAAUUUGUUACCAAUCUUACUGAGGACGAAGUUGUUGCGCGUGGGAAUGGGUUCAUGCUCUUCUACGAAGCCAUGCCAUUCCAAACACAACCAGUAUCUGACACGAAUAAGAACGACAUCUCGGCAGGUUUCAUCGCCGAUAUGCCGGAUAACGAUCCAUCGAUACAGCAAGCAGGCAACACUGAUCCGAAGGGGUCGAAUGAAGAACAACCAGAAGUCGAAGCAUCCGACUCGGAUACUGGCCCUGCAUCGUUCACGGACGGAUCAGAGGAGUCCCCCUCAUGCAACUCCGCAAGCGCUUUCGGUGGAUUUUCAAAGACUGAGGCGGACAUGCAGACUGGAGUUUCUGUGCCACACAUGCGAACGGCCGGCGGAUCGACACUUCAUGAGCAGCGGCAACAAGCUGCACCUCCUGUGGUUUCGGCACUCUGAGGAAAUGUACAUUGACUAUGAAUUAUGACUGAUGAUGAACUCGAAAAGAUACCCCUGGCAUGCUAGCGUUGGUCGAAGGUAGUAGCAUUACUGUCAUGUUGGUUAUGUCAAUCAUAAUGUUGAAACCAGUGUCGUUCUGUGUGACCUCUCAACUGUCCAGGAUGAUUUCAUUACGUAGAUACCCUGUCCACGAUUGUUCGUGGUCCAUCAUCCCAAGUGCCUGUACCUCGAUUUGCGUUUUCCAAAUGCGAUGUGUUACUUAGUAAUCAUGAGACCCUCGAUCUGCGCGCCCAAGAUUAGUAAAAGUAAAAUGCAUAUUAUUUGGAGAUGACGGUUUCCGGCACAUUGAC